CGAGAUGAGAAACCACAAGAACUCCGGGGAAGAAGUGAAGUUAGUAACAUGCAUUAAUGAGACAUGAAUGAGUGCAGAAAGAGAGAGGAAGGGAGGAGCUCAGUGCACCAUGGGAAAUCCCCCGAUAGUCUAGGCCUAUAGCAGCAUAACUAAGGGAUGGUUCAGGACUCACCUGAUCCAGCCCUAACUAUAAGCUUUAUCAAAGAGGAAUGUCUUAAGCCUACUCUUGAAUGUGGUGAGGGUGUCUGCCUCCCGAACCACAACUGGAAGCUGGUUCCACAGGAGAGGAGCUUGGUAACUGAAGGCUCUGGCUCCUGUUCUACUUUUAGAGACUAUAGGAACCACAAGUAGCCCAGCAUUCAGAGAACGUAGUGUUCUAGAGGGGUAAUAGGGUACUAUGAGCUCUUUAAGAUAUGAGGGGGCCUGACCAUGAAGAGCUUUAUAGAUAUCAGCACAAUGCACCUGGAAGGACGGCAGGUUUAAUGCAGAGUCACUGCACACUGUUCAACAGUCUCAUCAUGGAGCUCCGACUGCGGGUAGCUGCUGUCCUGAUGGUCUUAAUGGAUACAGGAAUCUACGCACAGUCAGAUGUUUGUGGCUCUGCUCCGCUCAACAAGCUCGGCACCAAGAUCGUAGGAGGGGAGGACGCUGCUGCCGGGUCGUGGCCCUGGAUGGCCAGUCUGCAACAUAACAGAGAACAUUUCUGUGGAGGAUCCCUGAUCAACAACCAGUGGGUCCUGACUGCUGCUCACUGCUUCCCCAGCACCAGCACGUCCAAUCUCAUCGUUUACCUCGGAGGUGACGCCCUUCAAAUCCCAAACCCUAACGCGGUGUCCCUGACGGUGUCCCAGAUAAUCAACCAUCCGAACUACAAUGGCAGCACGUCCAAUAACGACAUCUCGUUGUUGCGUCUGUCCUCACCUGUAAAGUUCACCGACUACAUCAGACCGGUGUGUCUGGCGGCGAACGACAGCGUCUUUGAGGCCGGGACGACCUGCUGGGUCUCUGGAUGGGGAACAGUCGCAGUAAACAAUCCUCUUCCUUCUCCACAGCGGCUGCAGGAGGUGAGUGUUCCCAUCGUGUCCAACAGUCAGUGUGAUGCUGCGUACAGCGGAAUCAGAAAAAUCACCAACAACAUGAUGUGUGCCGGUCUGGACGAGGGAGGAAAGGACUCCUGCCAGGGGGAUUCAGGCGGCCCAUUGGUGAGUAAGAACGUCUCUAAGUGGGUCCAGGCUGGAGUGGUGAGUUUUGGAAAAGGCUGUGCUCUGCCCAAAUACCCUGGAGUCUACACCCGAGUGUCCCAGUACCAGUCCUGGAUCAACAGCCACAUCACCAACAACCAGCCGGGCUUCGUCACCUUCGAGGGUGACGGUUCAGUCUCUGGAGCUGGCCCACUGGUUUCCUUCCCAGUUCAUCUGCUGCUGUCCAUCUUUUCCCUGUUUGUCCUUUCAUACAAAGCUUAAUGAUUCUUCGAAAAUGUUCUAGAUUUUCUGGUCUCAGUCUAGUUUCAGUCUUCUAACAUACAGCAUGAUGUUCAUUUAGUAACCGAUGGUCCCAUUUAGAGUAAAACAGACUAUAAAGCAGGGUAUGCUUUAGGGCGGGGCUACCUUGUGAUUGACAGCUCAUUCUCAGUGAGUCCGUUCAGCUCAACGCACCAAACUGUCAAACUGUACUGAUCAGAUAUGGAUCCAGAUUCUGUUGUUGACUAUUUCUCUCCUCAAAUCAAAUGUCAAAUGUGACCAGACGAGCAGUCAAUGAGAGCAGCUCAACUCGCUUUACGUGACCUCCGCUGGCUCCGACAAACGGAAAACAUGUAUUUAAAACUUGUAUUCAUACAGUAAAAUAUACAGAUAACAGAUUUAUACCCUAAAAAUAACAUUUACUAACAUGUUUUACAGUGUGACUGAUCCAUUAAAUGGUCACAUCUGGAUCCAAACAGAGAGACGGCCUUAAUGGCGAACUUCAAACCGGCGCUCCACAGACCAACAGGUGACGUCGGAGCAGGUUUACUAGGUGUGGAUAGGGCGCAAUAUCAACACAAUGCAUCCGUUCUUUAACAGAGUCACUGCAGGCUGUUCAUCAACAUAGAGCUCAAACUGCUGGUUGCUGCUGUGCUGACAGCCUUAAUUUAUACAGGUGAGGUUAUUAUGUCUGUUAUUAUCUACUUAUCAAAUGAGACGGUAAUAUUCGAGCACCAAAAAAUACAGUAAAAUAACAGAAAAUAACUAAAUACAGCAAUUUACUGUUGUCAAGUAAGUUGAGAUCCCUGAUCCACUAAAACCACUUUGGAAAGCAAAGGACUGUCCAUUGAGUAAUGAAGAAAGAUAACAACGGAGCAUUAGGGACUCUCCAUCUGAAUAACUCAAUGCACAGAGAUUAUAAUAACCAAGCCCUGUAUAAUGAUUGAAGUUGAUUCUAUUUUACAAAAUGAAAUAUGUGACAAUGAAAGGAAACAUGAUUAUAUGAUUGUAACUGAUUAUUUGAUAAUUAAUGAGUAUAAAUGCAUAGUAGUAAGAUAGAACUAUGGAAAGUACGGUCAAGAGAGCAAAUCAUGUUAAAGUGUUGAGUAACUGUGAGAAAACGCAUGUAUUGCAACCACAUGUCUGGUGCAGAGAGAAAGGGGAAGUUGAGCAAACACAGAGGACCGUCUUGUGAGGAGCAAAAGAGAAAGUAGCACGGCCAAGCAACACCCUAGGGGGAUAAAAGGGGCUACACAAGGAGGAUCGUGGUUAGUCCUCGGCCGGCUCUCGGGUUCAAGACUUGCUGAUCG
This is a messenger RNA of Dicentrarchus labrax (European seabass), 2770 nucleotides long. Its product is annotated as serine protease 27. The transcript is spliced from 7 exons. Gene Ontology annotation, biological process: proteolysis. The coding region runs from base 414 to 1463 and encodes 349 amino acids. The record is from RefSeq and is a predicted model, not a curated record. Lineage: Eukaryota; Metazoa; Chordata; Actinopteri; Moronidae. Gene Ontology annotation, molecular function: serine-type endopeptidase activity.